Messenger RNA from Encephalitozoon romaleae SJ-2008, 840 nucleotides. Its product is annotated as Ulp1 protease. Gene Ontology annotation, molecular function: cysteine-type peptidase activity. The transcript has a single exon. Gene Ontology annotation, biological process: proteolysis. Bases 1 to 840 code for a protein of 279 amino acids. The record is from RefSeq and is a predicted model, not a curated record. NCBI's taxonomy places the organism in Eukaryota, Fungi, Microsporidia, Unikaryonidae.
AUGGAUGAGGAAGCCGUAAGAAGUGAAGAUCAUCACACCACAGACGACGAAAGAAUGGAUGUCACUGGAGUGGUUCCCUCUAAUCAAGAACAACCAGAUGCCAUUGCAGAGGUUUGUCUUAGAACAUCCACUCCUAUCAAGAGAGAAGGAUACGAGUUAUUCCCCGAGGAUAUAGAAAGAACAAAGGAUGGAUUCAUGCUCAACGACAAGAUAAUCAAUGUAUAUUUCGAGCUUCUUGCCAAGCACUCAAAGGUUGGCGUGUAUGUUUUCUCUACAUUCUUCUACACAACCUUGAGUAAAAGAGGUAUUCCUUGGGUUCAGAGGUGGACUUCAGGGAUAAACAUAUUUGAGAACAGGCUGGUAUACAUUCCUGUGUACAUUCCAGGCCAUUGGAUGCUCAUAGUCUUCGAUGUUAAGAAGAAGGUACUUGAACAUUACGACUCCAUGGGAAAUGCAUACACAGAAGUGGUUCAUAGAAUACUCAGGUAUAUAAGAGAUGAAUGGAGCAGAGUACAUAAAAGUGAGCCUUCCUUAUCUGUUGAUAUCAAGAGAAAAAUACCCUUACAACGAAACGGAAGGGAUUGUGGGGUAUUCGUAUGCAUGUUCGGUAGAUACAGGCUGUGUGGAAAUGAGGUGUGGCUCUCUUCUGAUAGGAUUCCGAGAUUCAGGAAGCUGAUGUUACACGAAAUAGUGUCUGGAAAGAUCUUAUACAAUGUGUUCCAUAAGCUUGUCCAGCCGAGCUCUGGUCUAAGAGAACAUAAAGGUGAAGUUACAGAUAAGAAGCUUUUAGCCCUUGAGACUUAUGAAGAAGUCACCAAAGAGAAAGGAAGUCGAAGAUAA